Molecule: messenger RNA, 2733 nt
Organism: Mollisia scopiformis
Lineage: Eukaryota; Fungi; Ascomycota; Leotiomycetes; Helotiales; Mollisiaceae
Product: SPX-domain-containing protein
Exons: 4
Coding region: 310-2589 (759 amino acids)
Cellular component (GO): fungal-type vacuole membrane; vacuolar transporter chaperone complex
Source: RefSeq, a predicted model, not a curated record
GUUUCUGUUUCCCAGCCAGACUUUUAGACUUUUCCAGGGAAGCUCACCUGAACCCUGUUCACGGCCUUCCUUCACGUGUGAGGGACGACGAGCUUUCUUUCAGCAGAGUUUUGACUUCCAGUAUCGACAGCUCUGUUAGCGGCAACGAAUCAAUUGACGAACGACGAAAUUUUACAACAGUUCUCAUUUCGCCAGUCCAUUAUUCUAGUUGUUCGUCGACGAUAACGAAGUUUCGAGAGGUACUGUUGUGAUUGACCCCGCCUACCUCAACCGCCCAUCUUCCACGAGCAUUCUCUGCACCCCCUCAAGAUGCGUUUCGGAAAGACACUCCGCAACUCCAUAUAUCCGCAAUGGAAGGACCGGUACAUGGACUACUCGAAGCUGAAAUCUCUGCUGCGAGAAGACGAAGACAACCCAACAUGGACGGAGGACGACGAGAACAAGUUCUGCGAGGAGAUGUUCAACGUGCAACUGGACAAGGUGGCGGCGUUCCAGGAAUCGACGUUCAAGGCGCUGGAGGCGCGGACGGAUCGGACGGCGGAGAAAUUGAGGGAUCUGGCGCCCGAUGAUGGGAAUGUGAAGGGGGAGGUGACGAAGGGGAGGUUUAAGGAGGUCGAGGAGGAGUUGGAUGGGAUUAUUAAUGAGACGAAGGAGUUGAAGAAGUUUAGUAAUAUUAACUAUACUGGAUUUUUGAAGAUUGUGAAAAAACACGAUCGAAAGCGGGGCAACAAUUACAAGAUCAGACCUAUGAUGAUGAUGAACCUGUCGAGACGGCCUUUCAAUUCCGAACAAGGAUAUUCUCCCCUUCUUAACAAGCUGUCCAUGAUGUACUAUGCCGUUCGUCAGCAAUUGGAGGAAUCCGAGGGCACGCCGGCAGAUUCAUCCGCAGAUGCUCAAUCGCAGAUACAGAAUGGAGAGAGAUAUACAGCACACAAAUUCUGGAUCCAUCCCGACAAUUUGCUGGAGGUCAAGACCUUCAUUCUUCGUCGAUUACCUGUCCUUGUCUAUAGUCAGCAAUCUGCGAAAGAGCUCGAAGGCCAAGGCGACCCUACUCUCAAUUCUCUUUACUUUGACAAUCCAGAAUUCUCUUUGUAUAACCAGAAGGUCGAACGCCAAGUCAAUGCUUCCUCGCUUAGAAUAAGGUGGUAUGGACAACUGAACACAAAUCCCGAACUUAUGAUCGAGAAGAAGAUCAUCCACGACAACGGAAGCAGUGAGGAAAAGCGCUUCCCAAUCAAGGAAAAAUACAUUCAGCCUUUCAUCAAGGGUGAAUAUAAGAUGGAGAAGUCGGUGCAGAAGAUGGAACGUCAAGGACAACCUGAAGCCAAGGUCGAGGACUUCAAACACACUGUCGCGGAUAUCCAAAAGUUCAUUCUAGAACAUGAUCUGCAACCAGUAUUGCGAGCGAACUACACUCGAACGGCCUUCCAGAAACCCCUUGAUGACAAGGUCAGGAUCUCAAUCGAUACAUCGUUGGCUUUCAUCCGAGAGGAUGCUAUCGAUCCAGAUAGACCAUGCAGAAAUCCUGAGGAUUGGCACAGACACGACAUCGACAAUAGCUCUAUGGUGUAUCCCUUCAAGAACAUCAACCAGGGUGAAAUCAACAGAUUCCCGUUUUCAGUCCUGGAAAUCAAGGUCAAGGACGAUGGAGGGAAGAAGUACCCUCAAUGGGUCGAAGAAUUGAUCGCAUCACAUCUCGUUCACAAGGCGCCUCGCUUUUCCAAAUUCGUUCAUGGUGUGGCUACAUUGUUCGAAGACAAUGUUAACAAUCUUCCUUUCUGGUUGAGCGAACUUGAGACAGACAUUCGCAAAGACCCACAAGCAGCGUUUGAGGAAGAAGAGCAGAGGAAAGCCAAGAAAGCAGAGAAUGAGCAGGUUGUCGGCAGUUUUCUUGGUACACCAAGACACAAGGCAAGCUAUAGUGCCGCUGUCAGCUCACCGCUUGGAAAGUCUUACAUGCAAGAGCGAAUGGCAGCCGAGGAAAGAGCUGGUCAGAAGUCAGACUUUGGAAAAAGCAAGUCUCAAGGUCAGGCGAGUGAAGAGAAUGGAGACUCAAGCAACCAGGGUGGCUAUGGCACGAUGGCCUCCAUCUUCCCGUCCUUCUCCCAAUCAAGAUAUGCGAAAAAGCAACGAGAGAAAGUCAAAUUACCCGAAGGAGUUACAAAACCUACUCAGCUUAUCAAGGACUCGGGACCAUUGAAAGUUGAGCCAAAGGUCUGGUUGGCCAACGAAAGAACUUUCUUGAAAUGGCUGCAUAUCUCUAUCUUGAUCAGUACUCUUGCUCUUGCUAUGUUCAAUGCGUCAAGUAACUCGACUACUCGUGUCUUGGCUAUUGCUUUCCUUUGCGUCGGUGUCUUUGCUUGUGGUUGGGGCUAUUUCCAACACAAGGAGAGAAGAGAGAUGAUCAUUGCGAGGAGCGGGAAAGACUUUGAUAAUAUGAUUGGUCCAUUGGUUGUUGGUUGCUCGAUGAUUGCUAUCCUGCUCAUCAAUUAUGGAAUUAGAAUUAGUACAGUGUUGGAAGGAAGAGAAGAGCGCAAUGUAACGUUGUCGGUUGUACAUGACAUGAUGGGAAAACUUGAAUUGCAUUGAGUUUGUAGACUUGGGUUCCUGACGAUGAACAUAUCACGAUUGAAGGAUGAGGCAUAGAAAGAUUGUAUAUUUUUUGAAAGGGUGAACGGGUUCUAGCCUGUGAAAAGGUGGCAGGAUGUAUAAAUGGCCAAGAGAAAUUCAGGA